Molecule: messenger RNA, 773 nt
Organism: Lonchura striata (white-rumped munia)
Lineage: Eukaryota; Metazoa; Chordata; Aves; Passeriformes; Estrildidae
Source: RefSeq, a predicted model, not a curated record
AUGAUCCACCUGGAAGCCAGUGUCCACUUCAGUCCCAGCAUCUCCAUGAAGAUCCACGUGGAUCAGUGCUACUGGACCACCACGGAGCAGCCAGGACACACCAGGAGAAUCUUCAUGGUGGUGAACAGCCGUGGGUGCCUGCACGGGGAGAAGCUGGGGAACGUGUCUGUGCAGCACCAGAGAGGGGAGUCUGUCCUCCAGCUCUCCAUCCUGGCCCCUACGCUGGAGGGUGAGCCCGAGGAAGAGCAGGUCUACGUGCACUGCCUGCUGAUGGCAUGGGGACAAGGCCGUGCCACCAGGUCCUGCUUCUACAGCCACACCACGGCCAGCUGGCACAACGCAGAGGACCCUGUCCGGAGUACCCCGUGCCACUGCUGUGACACCGGCUGUCCUGCUGCUGACACCCUCCGUGGAGACAUGCCAGCAUGCCCAGGAGAGGGGACACUCCACUGGGAGACAGUUGGACCAGUGCUGGUGCAGAAGGAGAAGCUGCCGUGGUAUGAAGCAUGCUGCUGGACAGUGAAGAGGUUCCUGCUGGCUGGGCUGGCCCUGGUGGGCAGUGCCAUGCUGGGGGUGCUGCUGGGGCUGGCCCUGAACACCUGGCACCUGCGCAGACCCCAGCGGGGACAGCAGCCACCGAGGCAGAGGUGUCCCUUCCAGGUUGAGCUGCAGAGUGUGGUGGGGGCCCUGGUCCUCAGGGAGACAGAGAAACAGGGCAAGAUGGGACCAGAGUCUCUUACUCGCCAAUAAAUGUGGUUUUGCUUCCUCCAAAG